AUGCAUUCCGCACAUGAAUGCAAAAGUAAAUAUUCUUGUCGGGUUUGUCACAAGAAGCAUCAUUCGAUGCUACACGUUGACUCGGAUUCUAGCUCAAGUGCAUUGAAAAAUGCACAGUCUAAUUGCUCGUCGCCUCAAGCGUCGGAUACGACGCCGGAGGUAAACUCGUUGAGCGCUUCAACCGUAACGCGAAAGCGCUCACCCGUCCUCCUAGCGACGGCCUGGGUAACAGUUCGCAGUCCGUCGGGCCGCACCGCUGUCGUUCGAGCUCUCCUCGAUCAGGGCUCGGAAAUGACAUUCAUUUCGGAAAGUUUAGCGCAAAUCUUGCGCUUAAAACGAAUUCGCAUGCCGAUCUCCGUUUCCGCCGUCGGCGGGAUAAACGCGGGGACUUUUCAACACGCGACACACAUAUUUAUUUCUCAUCGAGAAUCUCUCGCUCCGUCGCUUUCAACCACUGCGCUCAUUCUAAAGUCGCUAACCUCUUACACUCCGAGAAGACACGUGGAUCUCUCGUCACUUUCUUAUCUCUCCGAUUUACCGCGAGCAGAUUCGGAUCCGACGAGUUCCGAUCCGAUAAAUCUCAUAAUCGGAGCCGAUCUCUAUAGCGAUAUCAUUCGCGACGGUAUUCGCAGAGGAAGCGUCGGGCAACCCUUCGCUCAGAAUUCCAUUUUCGGAUGGAUAAUAUCGGGACCUCUCACAUCGCUCGAGAGUAACGAUCCCUCUCAGUCGACAAUGACUUCCGUUCAUUGCACUCGCGGUAGCAUUUCCGCUCAUCACACAAUAAGCUCUCCCUCUCUCGAAGAGGAACUUCGUCGCUUUUGGGAGGUCGAAGAACUCCCCCGACAAACUCAUCUCACACCGCACGAAAAGCAGUGUGAAGAGCAUUUUCGCUCGACUCAUUCUCGCGACUCAAACGGACGGUACAUUGUGCGGCUACCGUUCAAAAGGGGUCCGCCGAUUGACAUCGGAAAUUCAAAACUUCGGGAGGAGAAAAUGCUAAAUUCGUCACUCCGCGAACUUCUUGAUAAAUCGGAGCUCGCGACAGAAUAUCGCGAAUUUCGCGUGAUAUAG
Formica exsecta is the source of this 1071-nucleotide messenger RNA. RefSeq lists its product as uncharacterized. The coding region runs from base 1 to 1071 and encodes 356 amino acids. The transcript has a single exon. NCBI's taxonomy places the organism in Eukaryota, Metazoa, Arthropoda, Insecta, Hymenoptera, Formicidae. The record is from RefSeq and is a predicted model, not a curated record.